Acanthaster planci (crown-of-thorns starfish) is the source of this 2682-nucleotide messenger RNA. RefSeq names its product scaffold protein ILK-like. Lineage: Eukaryota; Metazoa; Echinodermata; Asteroidea; Valvatida; Acanthasteridae. Gene Ontology annotation, molecular function: ATP binding; protein binding; protein serine/threonine kinase activity. Gene Ontology annotation, cellular component: stress fiber; focal adhesion. Gene Ontology annotation, biological process: protein phosphorylation; substrate adhesion-dependent cell spreading; cell-matrix adhesion. The record is from RefSeq and is a predicted model, not a curated record.
CCUACUAUCGGUAGGCAUCGACUGUAUACUGGCACCGUUCUGUCAUCCCGAAAGCAUUUUAGCGGUUUAGUUAACUCAUGUAACAAGAACUCCUCGUUGUGAUACUUUUUGUCUUUGAUGUCGGACGUUUUUGGGGUUUUGGCUUGGACCUAUCACGAAAUAUUGGAUUGAAGCUUACUCUUGUCAUCCUUGUAAUCUAUAAAUUCGUACACUUUGCUUGGAAAUUUUGUUCUGAAAGUUGGCGGAGUUAGCUGGGAUGGGCGGAUAUCACCCUGCACAAGUUACGCGCACUGAAACCUAACACCGCUGUGUAGCCUGCAGGCAUGGAUAACUGACGUGUCGUCAACGGACUAACUGACCGACCGUUAUCCCAUGGUCACAGUUUGUUAGCUGCGGCUAGGAUGACAAGCCUAGUUUCAUAGAUCUCCUCUGUAAAGUUUUCAUAUUUGAAUGUCACAACAAACAUUCAGACAUCAUCAUUGAAGUCUAAACUGACAUUAGAGUUUGACUAGACUCGGCAGAGACAGCAAAGAAGAUGGAGGAUAUUUUCUCUCAGAUUCGUGAUGGCAAUGCCAUGCAUGUACGAGUAUGGUUAGACAAUGUGGAGAAUGACCCAAACCAAGGUGAUGACCAUGGUUUCAGUCCCAUGCAUUGGGCCUGUAAGGAAGGCCGCACCAACAUCGUCGAGAUGCUGAUUGGUCGAGGAGCUAAGAUCAAUGCCACCAAUAUGGGUGAUGACACAGCAUUGCAUCUUGCCUCGGCACACGGCCAUCGCGAUAUUGUGCAAAAGCUUCUUCAGUUACGAGCUGACGUGAAUGCAGUCAACGAGCAUGGUAACACCCCACUACACUAUGCCUGCUUCUGGAAUUAUGAACUCAUUGCCGAUGAUCUUGUCAACAGUGGUGCCUUAGUCAGCCUUUGCAACAAAUUUGGAGACACACCAUUAGACAAAGCCAAACCUGGACUUGCCAGUGUUCUGAAAGAUCGCGCUGCAGCUAAUGGACAAGACCUCAAUAAAAUACCCUACAAGAACAGCAAUUGGGGCGGCAUGAAAACAAGAACACGAGAUGGAACACUCUCCAGAUUUGCUGGGAUCGACCUCAAACAUGUGAAGUUGCAGAGUAAAAUUGGAAGCAGCCCAACUGGGGAGAUGUGGAAAGGUAUGUGGCAAGGCACAGAGGUCAUGGCCAAGGUCUUGCGGGUCAACAACAUCACCUCCCGCAUCUCCCGAGAGUUCGGUGAGGAGUUCCCCCGCCUCCGCAUCUUCUCUCACCCCAACAUCCACGCCGUGCUGGGCUGCGUCAACAGCCCGCCCAACCUGAUUGUGCUGAGUGAACGCCUGCCCCAUGGUUCGCUCUACCAUCUUCUCCAUGAGGCAUCAGAUGUCAUGAUUGAUCAAGCUCAGACUCUUCGCUUUGCGGUGGACAUUGCUCGAGGCAUGGCCUUCCUGCAUGCCAUGGAGCCUCUCAUCCCACGUUAUUAUCUCAACAGCAGGAACAUCAUGAUUGACGAGGAGCUGUCAGCCAAGAUUAACAUGGGAGACACCAGGUUCUCCUUCCAGAAUCGUGGCAAGUUCUUCCACCCAGCCUGGGCCGCACCAGAGGCUCUUCAGAAGAACCCGGAGGAGAUGAACGUAAGAGCAGCGGACAUGUGGAGCUUUGCCAUUCUGCUGUGGGAGCUUGUGACUAGGGAAGUCCCUUUUGCUGGAAUGACACCCAUGGAAAUCGGCAUGAAGAUUGUGGGUGAGGGACUUCGCGUCGACAUGCUACCCGGCGUCUCCCCUCACAUCGUCAAACUUAUCAAGAUCUGCAUGAACGAAGACCCCGUCAAGCGGCCACGCUUUGACAGGAUCAUGCCCAUCCUGGACAAAAUGCGUACUUCGUAAAAGAAAAUCACACGCAAAACACCAACGAUGACCAACUAUAUAGAGAGAGGAGUUUCAUGCACUAAUUCAGCAGAACAGAAUUAGCCGAGGCUGAGAUGACUACUUUUGAAAGGCAGCAAAACCUGGUUGUGGCAGAGUCCAUCACAAGUCCCAGCAAAUCCAUCACAAUUAUUCAGAGUUAAUACAAGUCAAUAGCUCUUCAAAUGGGACUGUGACAAAAGCAUUGUUUUGUUAUUGUUCACCCCAUUAAUUAUGACUAGUCUUGUGAUAAGGUUUGUAAUUGGUCUUGCUGAAUGACUUAGGAUGGACUCAACACCACACUGGCAUCGCCAUAGUUUAAUUUGUACCCUAGGAUACUUAACUGAACAGUUGUUACUUGUAAUGCUGCAGUAGUUGAGAAAUUAUUCGCUCUCUGUUCUUACUUACAUUACCUGCUACUGCUGCAGAACCUUUGCACAACAGCACCCUCUAGUGGUGAACAUUUAAAAGUUUUGAUUGUGGAGAAGAUCUUGAGGGACAGUUUCUUUCCCAUUUGUGGUUUCGGUUAGCACACAUGCUAUUCCAGACCAUGGACCUGUAAUUUGGAUGCUCGCUUCCUGUCAGGUAGACGUAGGCAAAAGGUGUACUCUGUGUGCUAUGGUCUGCACGCAUUCACUUGUUAAGUGGUUGCCCGAGGCAUGACUGACUUGUAUGACUCACGAGUGUUAGUCACUUACUGCCCAUCUGGCCUGUAGUAAGGGGCCUCUGCACAUGGUGAAUGGUCAUUGUUAGGAGGACAAAUAUGUUAGUGAUCCACU